UCGGCGGCGGAGGGUGGGCCGCCGUCACCUGACCGCCCGCCCCCGCCCCCCGCGAGUAAGGGGCGGUGGUAGCGUCUGCUCGGUUACAAAUGGCCCCUCCCGCCCCGCUCGCCCGCUCGCUUGGGCUCGGCGCGGACCCGCCCGGGCGCGCUCCUCCCGCCGGCUCCCGGCGUCCCGCCGCCCAGCCCGGAGCGGGCCAGCGGUCCCCGCCACCCUUGUGGGCGCUGCCGACACCCAGUGCGGAGGCUUGCCGGCGGAGGUCUCUACGGGAGGCUAGACCGCGGUGGCGCGCGGCUCUCCUACCGGCAGGUCUUCCUUUGAUACAGUGGAUGGCGACUCUGCUCUUCUGCCUGAGAGUAGUUCAAAAUGUACCACCCAGGCUCUCUGGGGGAGUCCCCUCUGAACUCCAGCCACACUGCCCUCUACUUGAAGAGAACCAGGUGGUCAGACACUCAGAAGCAACCACAAAAGCUUCCCAGCUUUGCAAGACUUCCUCACUGAGUGAGAGCUCAUCGAAGCUGAGAGCCCCGUGUUCCAGAUGCUGUGCGGUUCCCGGCUACCAGCAGCAGCACCGAAGAGGUGACCACACGACCGCCAGCCUCCCCAGAGACCUCCAGGCACGGUGUGGUGGGGCAGCUGGUGUUGUGAAUCAGGCCGUUGCCAAUCAGAGAACGGCUACUUCACAACACCAGGGUCACACCUCACCACGGGCACCGGCUGCCAUCCAGACUGCACAGCGGCUCGGCUCGGGGACCCAUCCAAGCCCUUCGGAACCCCAGCACGCACGCAGCUGCCGCUCGUCCUGCGUGUGGUGUGGACUCCACUGCACAGAUGCCUGGGGCUGUGUCCCUCCCCCACCCCAGCACAAACAGCUCCACUCGUAA
Molecule: messenger RNA, 884 nt
Organism: Ailuropoda melanoleuca (giant panda)
Lineage: Eukaryota; Metazoa; Chordata; Mammalia; Carnivora; Ursidae
Exons: 5
Coding region: 90-884 (264 amino acids)
Source: RefSeq, a predicted model, not a curated record